ACGAUUGGCGUACUGCACGUUUCCAGAAUCGUCGUUUCUCAGGCAACUGUCAAGUGUGUAUCGCGCAUUUAUCAUUUUGUAGUAGUAAAAGUUACAACUGGUGUGAUAUCGAUAUUUUGGGAAUCAAAGAUAGGAUAAAGAUUAGAAAACAUGCCGAAGGAAGAGCAAUUUGACGGAAUGCUGCUGGCGAUGGCUCAGCAACACGAGGGAGGCGUACAAGACCUUUUGGAUACGAUAUUCAGUUUCUUGGCUCGAAAGACUGAUUUCUACACUGGAGGUGGUGAGGGCGCAGCAGAAAAGCUUGUGAUGAGUAAAUUUAAGAAACAUGAGGCAACUGCAGUAAAUAAAGUAUCAGCUGAGAAGGCAGAGCGAGCUGAGCAAGAAAGGAGACGUAAGGAAAGAGCAGAGCGAAAGAAGAAAGAAGAGGAAGAACAGUUCAAAAGCGAGUCAAAGAUUGUUGAAUUGACAGACGAACAAGCAGUCGAGCUGCAAGCUGAGCUCGACAGCAAAAAAGUAUCUACCGAGCCACCAGCUGUUGCCGGACCUAGCGGAGAUAUUGCACAAGUAAAGACUGAGGAAGUUGGUAGUGGUAAACCAGAGAAAGAUGAUGAUGAGGAAGAAGAUGAAAAGGAGAAGGGGAAAUUGAAGCCUAACAGCGGUAAUGGUGCUGACAUGCCUAACUACAGGUGGACACAGACUCUUCAAGAAGUUGAGUUGAAGGUGCCACUGAAGGUGAAUUUCUCAGCAAGGCCAAAGGACCUGGCUGUUUCCAUAACGAAAAAACAUCUCACUUGCGGCGUGAAAGGUGAACCACCAAUUAUCGACGGCGACUUUCCCCAUGAAGUUAAAUUGGAGGAGUCUACUUGGGUUAUAGAAGAUGGAAAAGUACUUCUUAUCAAUUUGGAAAAGGUUAACAAAAUGCAAUGGUGGUCCCAUGUCGUGACAUGCGAUCCCGAAAUAAGCACGAAGAAAGUGAAUCCUGAACCAAGCAAGCUUUCGGAUUUGGACGGCGAAACGAGAGGUUUGGUCGAGAAGAUGAUGUACGACCAGAGGCAGAAGGAGCUGGGUCUUCCUACUUCGGACGAGCAGAAAAAACAAGACGUCAUUAAGAAAUUCAUGCAGCAGCAUCCGGAAAUGGACUUUUCUAAGUGCAAGUACAACUGAAAAGGAUUGUGGACAUUUGAUGGCACGAGUUGCUCGAAUGUAAUAAUUCUAACUUAGUUAGGAUU
Neodiprion fabricii is the source of this 1229-nucleotide messenger RNA. It is a transcript of the gene nudC, whose product is annotated as nuclear migration protein nudC. The coding region runs from base 151 to 1164 and encodes 337 amino acids. Gene Ontology annotation, cellular component: cytoplasm. The record is from RefSeq and is a predicted model, not a curated record. The transcript is spliced from 7 exons. Gene Ontology annotation, biological process: protein folding. NCBI's taxonomy places the organism in Eukaryota, Metazoa, Arthropoda, Insecta, Hymenoptera, Diprionidae.